Pseudozyma flocculosa PF-1 is the source of this 5598-nucleotide messenger RNA. RefSeq lists its product as uncharacterized. Lineage: Eukaryota; Fungi; Basidiomycota; Ustilaginomycetes; Ustilaginales; Ustilaginaceae. Gene Ontology annotation, molecular function: DNA-binding transcription factor activity, RNA polymerase II-specific; protein binding; RNA polymerase II cis-regulatory region sequence-specific DNA binding. The record is from RefSeq and is a predicted model, not a curated record. Gene Ontology annotation, biological process: regulation of transcription by RNA polymerase II. The transcript is spliced from 5 exons. The coding region runs from base 1 to 5598 and encodes 1865 amino acids.
AUGGCCGGUGCUGCCCGCGCGUCCGCACCAUCCACACCGCCUCGGCCCUUGGCCCCGUCACUGCCGCCGUCCGCCCCACCCGCCAAGGUGUCGACCGCCAGCGCAUCGCCGACGACGUCCGCAUCCGCCCCCGCCCCCGUCCCCGCCCCUGCCGCACCUCUUCCCAGAUCGCCGAGUCCGGGCCACGAGAACCUCGAUGCCGUCGCCACCACCUCGGCCUACACGCUCGACUCCGCUCCUCCCGCACCUUUGUCGGCGCCGCCUCGCUCGCCGCACAGCCACGUCAAGCUCGAAGGCGCUCAGCAGCACAGCACCGACGCCGGCAUCCUGCACGACCUCCUCACCACCGUAGAUGCUGCCACGACAACGGGCUCGGCCAUCCACGCUUCGCCUUCUCAAGGCGACCCGCCAUCGACGACGUCGGGGAGCGGCCAGGGCGUCGGCAGCGUCGCUGCGACAGGCGGGCUAAACGAGGAGGAUGCCAAGCUACUCGCCUCCUUGGCCGACGGCAACGGCAUCUUUAACCAGUUCCCGGACCUCUCAUCGCAUCCUCCUGCCGCCACCGACACCGGCGGCUUCUAUCCGCACAUCAAGGACGAGGCCAUGUCGGCCGACCUUUCCCUAAUACCGGGCCUUGACUCGGCCGCAUUCGCUGGCGCCGUCGACCUCAACGAGGAGCUUGUCGGCGACUUUGCCGACUGGCACCACGACUUCGAAGGCCUCGAGCCCGAGGGCGAGGAAGGCGAGGAGAUGGACGAGGAGGACGGGGAGGUCGACGACGAUGACGACGACGAAGACGACGACGACCAGGGGCCGAUCCAGGCCUACGCCAAGCUCGAGUUUCCUGGCUUCUCGUACUACAUCCAGACGCUCGACGUCUCCAUCGGGCGGCGGCCAGGCCAGCUGCUCCCAGAUGCCCGGGAUCUCACGCGGGGCCCGCCUCAACUGCCCACGGCGGCCUCUGGCAGCUCCCAGGCCCAUAUCACGUCCGAGUCGCAGGCGGCGGGCGACGUCGACGUCGACCUCGGGCCGCUCAAGUCGAUCUCGCGCCUCCACGCCCGCAUCAUGUACUACGCCGGCCCGCUGCACCAGCUCUCGGGCCAGGUCAUGAUGGCCGGAACCCCGAGCCGGGCCAGCCCGGGCGCCCUGCGGCAGAAUGGCUCCCAGUACCGUUACGCCUCGCCCUCAACCCUGGCGCGGGUCCACGGCGGCGGCGACGGGCGCGGCCUGUACGGCGAGGCCGCCGCCGAGGAGCACGAGAUGGGCACGGGCCAAUUUGUCCUCUCCGUCGUCGGGCGCAACGGCGCCUUUGUCGACGAUGUCUGGGUUGACAAGGGAGGGCUAGUCGUCCUUGGCAAGAGGACCAAGAUCCAGAUCGCCGAGCGGGUCUUCUACUUUGUGCUCCCUCCGCCGCCAGGCUCCGCCGAGGCCGAGCCGACGAGCGCGCUGCAGCGCAUCUUUGACUCUGACUCCGAGUCGCUCUCCGACCUCGACUCGGAUGAUGGCGACGACGACGAUGACGACGACGACGACGCCGAGAGCGACUCUGCCAGCGAGGGCCGUGCCAGGGCCGAUGGCGAUGGCCGUGCAUCCGGCGCCGAAGAGUCUUCGGAGCUGUCCGACAUCAGCGACGGCGACGGCGACGAGUACCGCGAGGCCUCGUCGAAACCGCGGAGACCCUCGAUGAAGGCCGGCGAUCCCGCACCGGCUGCGGCGGGGACCGGAGCGCCCGCCAAGCGGAAGCUGGUCCUCAAGUCCAAGGCCAAGAUGGCGGCUGAGGCGGAAGCGGACGCUGCGCGGGCACAGGCCGUCGGAGCGCCGGUUCGGUCGCCCAAGGCCGAGGCACCGACGGUGGCAUCGUCGAAACCUGCCGACGCCGUCGCCGGCAACGUUACCAGCGGCACCGGCAGCAACAACAGGGGCCGAGGCAAGGGCAAGGGGGCGGCGGUGCGAGGCAAGAUGCCCAUAAAGAUGCCGCUGCCGGAGAUGAUGGACGUCGACAUGGAGUACAGCGACAGCCUUGGCGGGUCGUCGGACGAGGACGUGGCCCUGGCCGACGUCUCGAGACAGGAGCGGCUCAAGCAGGAGGCGGAAAGGACGGCCGAGGCGGCCAAGCCACCAGCAGCGCCAGCUGGAAAGCGGCCGACGAAGGGAUCUAAGGGCGGGAAGAUGGGCAAGGCCCUCAGCGGCGGCAAAGGCGGCGCUGGAAAGGGCGCUGGCAAGGGCGGCAAGGGCGCUGGAAAGGGCGCUGGCAAGGGCGGCAAGGGCUACCAGCGCAGCGCCGAGAGCGUGUCGCCGAGCAAGAAGGACUCGCCCGUGCCGAGCUGGGCCAUGGGCGCCGGCAUCGCGGGGCGCAAGAGGAAGCGCGGCGAGGGCGUGCCGGACGACGAGCCGGCGCUCAAGGUGGGCACGCCGAUUGGCGUCGAGGCGCUCGAAGCGCAGAAACGGGCCAAGGCGGCCAAGGCCAGAGCAGCCUCGCCGACCAAGCCGCUCUCAUCCGCAGCGGCAGCCGCGGCGUUCGGCGGCGACGCUGCCGUCCCUGCAGCAUCGAGCAGCCCGACAAUACCUGCGGUCACCCACAAGACGGAUGGCGACGGCGGCGGCGAUAUUGUCAUGGUGGAUGCAGCCGCUCCCGCCAGCGCCGCCAAGACGACGCAGAGCCCAGCAGCCUCUACCGCGGCUGCGGGCGCGGCCGUCGCCUCCGCGCCCAAAGCAGCAGGCGCUGCCAAGUCAUCCACGAAGAAGAAGAAGGACCAGGCGGCCGCCUCUGCUGCCCUCUCGGGAUCCGCACAACCGCCGUCCACGACAGCCGCACCGCUGCCUGGCAACGCGGCCGCUCUACCGGGCAAGGCAGGCGCGGGCGCAUCCGCUUCGUCGUCCUCGCCGUCUAAGAAGGCGGCGGCAGCCGGCGCAAAAGCGACCGGCACCUCGGCAUCGGCGGCACCAGCAUCGACGUCGGCCCCAGCGCCAGCACCAGCAUCGACGAUGGCGUCCCAGACGGCGCCGGCGCAGCCAUCCGCCGUCUUCGACUCGAAUUCGGCGGCUUCUGCUAUCAUCGCUGCGGCCAACGCGCUCAGCCGGGGCAAUGCACCACCGCCGCCCGCGGCCGCUGCGGCACCUGGAUCUACGGCCGCGGCGACGGCAACGCCAGCGCCAGCCCCUGCGGCGCCCGUUAGAGCGCAGGCGGACAGGUCGAAGAUCGGAGCACCGGGCACCCCGAGCGCCGCCGCUGGCAAGGCGAGCACGGCCCCUGCGGCUGCGUCGACAGCGACGAAGGCGGGAGGCUCGCGGCCUGCUCCCACCGCUGGCAACUCGGCCAUCGCACCGGCCACGGCGAGCUCGACCUCGGCGGCCGCGGCGGGCAAACCGGGCACUACUGCUGGAGCAGCAGCAGCAGCGCCCAAGAUACCCACGCCCGCCACGCCGCAGUCAAACGGCCCGCCAAAGCCUCCGCCGGGCCCCGAGGACAAGCCGGACCUCUCCAACAUCGAGCUCAUCUCGCAUGCGCUGCGGUCCGAGCACUGCGCCAACCGGGGAGGCAAGCUGACGCUGCAGGAGGUGUACGAGUGGAUCUCGAAAAAGUGGAUAUGGUUCAAGCGCAACGGCCGCCACACGGGCCGCGACUGGCAGAGCUCGGUGCGGCACGCCAUCGGCUCCUCGCGCGACUUUACAAAGAUCCCGCGCCGCUCCGACGAGCCGGGCAAGGGCAUCUUUUACUGCAUGUCCGACAGCGAGCUGGCCCGGCAGCGGCGCGAGACGAUCGCAAGGGAGAAGGAGGAGGCGGCAAAGGCGGCCGCGGCCGCGGCUGCCAGCGGCGGAGUCCCCGGCAGCAGCAGCGAUGCCGCCCUCAACAAGGCUGCCGGCGAUGCGAACGGCGCUGCAGCGGCACUUGCACCGGCAUCGGCGCUCGCCGCUCAGCCUGCGUCCAAUUCCGUCUCGUCGCCUACAGCGACGGGUACAGCGACAGCAGCAGCAGCCACAGCGGCCGCGGCGACGGCGACGGCGACAGCGACGGCGACGGCGACGGCAGCGACAAAGUCGAAUGGCACGAGCUCUGCGGCGAUCCCGGCCGUCAAGAUCCCGCUGGUGAUUGGCGUCGCCCCGACAACGGCGGCGGCGGCGGGCGGCGGCUCGUCGACGCCCGACAAGCCCAAGGCGGCACCGGGGACCAUCGAGGCGCUGCUCGAGACGCCGCCGAUUGUGCAUCACGACGGCAAGCUGUUCCUGAGCCCGCAGGUGUUUGGCCACCUCAAUGCUGGGCAGCUGGCGCACAUUGAAGGCCUGGGUGCCCAGCAGGCGCUCCAGGUGCUGCAGGCCUACCUCGUCAGCCACCUCAAGGAGCGCAUGCGCCUCCAGCAGCUGGCCGCGCAGCAAAAGGUCGAUGCGAGCGCCACCAACGCGGCUGCCAGCAACACGGCUGCACCUGCAAAGACCCCGGCACCCUCGACGGCGACGACAAUGAAUGCUGCAGCAGCUCUGCCAACGUCUGCGACGACGCAGCCUGCUCAGCCGGCGGUGGCAACUGCUGUCUCGUCGAGCGGCGCCUCCAAUAGCGGCAAAGCUGCAUCCCCUGUCGCGCCCUUUGCCGCGCCUGCGGCUCCACCACGGACGUUGCCGGCCAUGUCGCCGCCGGCGGUCGGAGUCUCGAGACCGACCGUGGGCGGCACCAGCGGGGCUGCUGUCGCGGCCGUGGGCAGCAUGCCGGCGUCCUCGUCGUCGUCGUCGUCGUCGUCGCAGCCCGUUGCCCAUGCGGUUCCGAGACCGCCGAUGACGGGCGUGAGGUCGCUGCAGCCCGCGGAGCUGCCGUCGAGCGUGGCGACCAAGUCGACCCUGCCUCUGCCGAUGCCGUCUGUCACGGCGUCGCCCGCGGCCGGCGGCGCGCUGGCAAAUUCCGGCAACGACGCGUCGCCGGCACCGCCGCCAAAGGCCAGCCCGCCUGCCGUAUCUGUGCCGUCCCGGGCUGUUACGGCGUCGCCCGUCGGCACGAGCAGCGCGGCGAAGCCGACGCAAGCCAGCGCAUCGCCAGCCCCAACCGUCGCCGCCCCCUUCACGCCGGCAGGACCGUCAAAAGGCCCAGCACCUGGAUCUUCCGCCUCGCCUGCGCCCGUGUCGGCGCCUGCACCAGGUGGUGCUAGCAGCAGCAGCAGCAGCAGCAGCAGCGCGGGCGGCGUUGCUACCAAGGCCGCCUCGCCACCCGCCAGCGAGGACCCGCUGUCGGCCCUGUCGGCCCUGGCGGCGCACCCAGAGGCGGCGGCGCUCAUCGCCCUACUGAAAAAGUCGCAGGCGGGCGGCGGCAACCAGCUGGCCAAGCUGACGCCGGCGCAGCUGCAGCUGCUCCAGGUUGCCAACAAGCUGGCGGCGCAGCAGAAAAAGGCAAAGAAGAAGAGGAACAAGCAGCAGGGUGGCGCUGCGGCGUCCAACGCUGCGUCGCCCGCGCCUACGUCGGCGGCGGAUAAGGGCAAGGCACCCGCGGCGGCGACGCAGCCCAGCCCAGCCCAGGUGCAGGUGCAGGUGCAGGUGCAGGGCCAGGCCGGCAGUAGCGGCGGUGGCGGCGUAGUCUCAUUUGGUGGCAGCGGCAGUAUUGCCGUGCGUACGUAG